Messenger RNA from Chaetura pelagica (chimney swift), 6321 nucleotides. Its product is annotated as probable polyketide synthase 1. The record is from RefSeq and is a predicted model, not a curated record. The coding region runs from base 1 to 6321 and encodes 2106 amino acids. Lineage: Eukaryota; Metazoa; Chordata; Aves; Apodiformes; Apodidae. Gene Ontology annotation, molecular function: fatty acid synthase activity. Gene Ontology annotation, biological process: fatty acid biosynthetic process. The transcript has 6 exons.
AUGGAGAUUGAGACUGGAGAUGAAAUUGCUAUUGUGGGAAUAGGAUGCAACUUUCCUGGAGGUGAUGGAAUUGAUAAUUUCUGGAAAGUCCUGGAGGAGGGCAAAAACUGCACAGUAGAAAUCCCUCCUGAGAGAUUUAAUGUCAACGAGUGGUAUGAUCCAGAUGAUAACAAGCCAGGAAAAAUAUGUACAACACGAGCUGCUCUUCUCAAUGAAUUUAAUUCAUUUGACAACCACCUGUUUGGGAUUAAUAAUAUGGAAGCUGAACGCAUGGAUCCACAACAGAAGUUACUUCUAGAAUGCACAUACAAAGCUUUGGAGGAUGCAGGAGUCCCUGUAGAAGCUGUCAGUGGCACCAAAACAGGUGUUUUUAUUGGUUUAAUGAAUCGAGACUAUGAAAUUGUAACGAGCAGAGCAGUGAGUGAAAUAAAUCAUUAUGAUGGUACUGGAACAGCAAUGAGUAUUGCUGCUAACAGGGUCUCAUUCACAUUUAAUCUGACUGGACCAUCACUGGCCAUUGACACUGCAUGUUCAUCUUUUCUUUUUGCUCUGCACUACGCCUCACGAGCAAUUAAAUCAGGAGACUGUGAGGCAGCCAUCUGUGGUGGAGUGAACUGCAUAAUAGAUCCCCGCACCUUUGUAUCUCUCAGUAAAGCAAAAAUGAUCUCUCCGGAGGGAAUAAGCAAACCCUUCUCUAAAAAGGCAGAUGGUUAUGGAAGGGGAGAAGGCUGUGGUGUUGUUUUCCUCAAACCACUGAAAAAGGCAAUGGAAGACUACAGCAAAAUCUGGGGUGUUAUAAACAUCAGUGCAGUAAAUCAGAACGGCAGGUCCAUGACACCGAUCACAAGGCCGUCUCAGAUAGAGCAAGAGGAGCUACUGCGCAGCAUUUAUGAAACUCGUGUUGAUCCCUCGGCUUUGCAGUACGUUGAAGCACACGGCACAGGAACUGCUGCUGGAGAUCCUACUGAAGCUGAAAGCCUAGGUAGUGUAAUUUGUAAAAACAGGUCUUCACAAGCUCCCAUUCUGAAAAUUGGUUCAGUGAAAGGAAAUAUUGGUCACAUUGAAUCAGCUGCUGGAGCAGCAGGGUUAAUAAAAGUGCUUCUGAUGAUGCAUCAUGGAAAGAUUGUUCCAUCCUUGCAUUACUCAAAGGAGAUAAGCAGCAUUGAUACAGAGAGAUUAAACCUUGCAGUUCCCACAGCUGUAGAGCCAUGGGAAGAAUCUGGUGACUAUGGAAGAGUAGCUGGCAUUAACUGCUUUGGAUUUGGGGGAACCAAUGCUCACAUUGUCGUCAGGCAGGUCAAGCAGCUAGAGCCUCUUUCUGCCUUUAAGAGGCCCCUUGAAUUAGUUCUGCUAUCAGCAGCAUCAAGUAAGUCCCUUCAGAUGACAAUGGCUGACAUGGCUGACCAGCUGAGCACAAGAAACUCUGUAACUCUCCCAAGCCUGGCUUACACAUCUGCCUGCAGAAGAAGUCAUGCCAACUAUAGGUACCGAAAAGCUUUUGUCACAAAUUCUCUCCAACACUUGAGGCAAGAGGUUAUGUCAGCAGUGAGCACUGAACUUGCCAUAUCAAAGGUGGAACCACAACUGGUGUUUGUCUUCUGUGGCAAUGGUGUAAAGCUGAAGGAGUUCAAUGAGGCACUGCUGUACUCAGAGCCAGUGUUCAGAGAGAAGUGUAAGGAAAUAGAAGCACUUUUUCAGAAACACACUCCCAUCAGGCUCCAGCCAGAAAGAGGUCAUAGCCCAAAGGAUUUGUUGAAUCCAGAGCUUUCCCAGCCCUUGCUUUUUACCCUACAAGUUGCUUUAGCUUCCCUUCUGAAAUACUGGGGCAUUAAACCAGUCACAGCUGUUGGCCACUCAGUAGGGGAAGUUGCUGCUGCACAUUUUGCUGGGUACCUUUCCCUGGCAGAUGCAGUCAAAGUGAUUUAUCACCGGAGCCGGCUGCAGGCAAAGACACCCAGUGGCAGAAUGUUGGUGGUUGGAAACAUCCCUGUUCAAGAGAUCACUGAACAUCUGCAUCGCUACUCAGGGAAGGUGUGUGUUGCAGCUUUCAACAGCCCAGUUUCCUGCACCUUGUCUGGGAAUUCAGACUCUGUGGAUGCUGUCCAGCGAGAUUUAGCUCAAGCUUUCAGCCAGAGAAACAUCUUUCUUCAUGUUCUUAAUGUCCCAGCUGCAUACCACAGCCCCAGCAUGGAUAUGGUACUUGGGGAGUUGGAAGAGAACAUACAGCCUUUAGAAAAACAGAAGGGGGAAAUUGAAGUGAUUUCAACGCUGACUGGGGUGGCUGCUUCUGAAAAUGACUUUGCUCAGAGCAAAUUCUGGGCCCGGCAUGCUCGUGAGCCUGUUGCUUUCACUCAAGCCAUCAAAACUGCAGCUGGAGACAGGGAAAAUGUGGUGUUUGUGGAAAUAAGUCCUCACCAAGCAUUGCAGCGAAACAUAAAGGAAACUCUAGGAAAAGGCACCAAGGUGUUCUCUGCUUUGCAAACUGAUACAGAGUAUCAGACACUCUUUACCCUGGUAGGAAAACUGUUUGAACUUGGAUAUAAUCCCAACUGGCAGCACGUUUAUGACGGGUAUCAAAGUGUUCCAGUGGCCAUUCCACGGUAUCAAUUUGAUCGCAAAAAACUCAUGGCCUGUCUGGAUAUUCAUCAACACGCAAACCAAAGAAGUAUCAGCUCCAGUCAUCCUUUGAUUUAUAGCACAAACAGUGACAAUGUGCAAUUUGGCUGCCUGCUGUCCCAGGACACAACAUCGUACUUACAUGAGCACAAGAACAAUGGGGUAGCUUUAGUCCCUGGUGCUUUUUAUGUAGAGCUUGGUCUGGCCGCUGUGAUGAGCAGCUCAAGACCUAGAGUGCCUCUGAGUACUUGCCAGAUGAGUAUCAGCUUUUCUGCUCCAUGUGUUCUCACGCAGAGUUCCCAAGUCUUGAGUAUCAAGCUGAGUCCACAAAAAGCAGCGACAACCUUUGAGAUACUUUCUUCUUCCAAGGCAGUUUAUGCUGCAGGCCAAGUUAAAAAGGGGCUGGAAGCUGUGGUGGAAGAAACCACCAUCUCCUUCCAAGACAUCUAUCAAAGAUGCAGGUCAGUGGUCAGCAGAGAGGAGGUUUAUGAAGCACUGUCUCAGAUUGGCUUUCAGUAUGGUCCUGUAUUUAGACAGCUCAGUGAUGUGCAUUACUGCCAGGAACUAAAGGAAGUUAUAACAAGCAUCAAGGUAAACAAAGAGAUUGUCAAAGAGAUGUACAACUACUGCAUCCAUCCAGUGCUGCUUGACUGCUUUCUGCAGAUGACCACUAUAAUAACCUCAAGGAUAUUCCCGUCCGGAGCAGGCUUUCCUUCAGGAAUAGGUAGCCUGGUGGUGCUCCGACCACUGGAGGAAGAAAUGAUGAUAUAUAUGAGAACAAACAAAUCCAUUGGGAACUGUCUAGAGGUUUGUGGAUGCUUUAUGGACAAACGUGGCUCUGUUUUGGUUGAACUCAAGCGUGUUGUCACCACUUUCAUGAAGCAAGCAUCUUCCAGAGACAGUGAAUUCAUGUUUGAAAACAAAUGGAAAGAAGUCUCUCCUUCACAGGCAAUUGUACAUGUCGGGACUUUGCCCAGAGUCCUAGUGUUUGCUGACAAAUUUGGGAUAGCUGAGCAGCUAAAAAAAUACUUGCAUCCUGAUUCAAAAUAUGUUAUGUAUGAAGACUGGGAAGCCCUCUUGGAAGGACACACAGAGAAUAAAAUGAGAGCAGAGGUGGAAGAUUAUAAUGAAAUUCUGUUCUUGUGGGGAAUUCAAAAGUUAAAUGAAGAUUUCCCAAGCAAAGUGGUAGACAAACUGGCGAAGUGUUGUGAAGCCUAUCGCCAAGUUAUUGUGGCAUUAAGAGCGAAAACAUCCCACUGUUCAGUCAGAGUUAUCACCUACAGAACAACAGAAAGAAAUGUAGACAACAUUAACUGUGGGUUUGCAUUGCAUGGCAUGACCAGAACUUGUGUUGUUGAAGUACCUGAAAUCACAUUUCAGAUGAUUGACCUCAGUUCUUCCAGUUCCCUGGACAUCUCAGUGCUAGCAGAUGUUCUUGCAAAAUUCAAAGGUAUGGACUAUCCAGAAGUUUGCAUCAACCAAGGAAGAACUUUUGUGGCUGAAAUCAGACGCACACCUUUUGUGGAUGCAGGUAACAGUCAACCCAUAAGAGCUUGGCAGAAGCCGGAAACAUUUACUUUGUACACUUCUGAUCCAUACACAGCAAAAGAUUUGUCUGCUGAGGUAUCUACCAGCACUGUUACUCAGCUUGAAAGACAGUGUGUUGAAAUUCAAGUUGAUAAAAUAUGCCUCCACUCAGAAGAUUAUUAUCCCAUUAGUGUUUCUAGUCGUAACUUUGGUAAUACACUCUACUGGAAUUCACAAGCAGUAGGCAAACACAGACUUUUAGCUCUUGAUUUCAGUGGCACAGUAACAGCAACAGGUAUUGAUGUGAAGAAAGUUAAAGUGGGAGAUCAUGUGGUUUCAUGUUAUCCAGCUGCUGCAUCAUCCAGAGUUCGUAUUCCAGGAGGAGUUUGUUUCAAGGUAAAGAAAUUCCCCUGCUUUCAGGAUGUCCCUUGUGUAUCAUACUUUAUCAUUGCAUGGGACAUCUUCAGUCGGAGGUUACCCAAGGGGAAACAGGGCAGAACACUGGGUAUUAUUUCUACAGAGCCAUCAUCAGUUUUGUGCCAUGUUCUUUCUGUGGCAGCAGAAGAGAUGGGUUGGAGAACAGUGCUUGCAAAGCCCACUCCUGAUAAGUUCCAGUAUAUAAACCUAUGCAAUGCCCUGAUUGUUCUUCCUCCAGUAAACAAGCUGUCUCAGGAGGACCUGGCCCACAUGUACUUUCUUAAAGAUGUGGUGAUAGUGUGUGGUAAUCAACAGCCUGAAUGUACCCAGAAUGUCAGUGGAAUUGAUAAUGAAAAUAUCUGCUUUCAUAUCCUUACGCUAAACAGCAUUUUCCAGAAAGCAUCUCUAAAGGAACUGCAAAAGGCUGUGCAUGCAUGGAUCACUUCCAUGGAUGUGAAUCGGUUUAGAGGUCUGUCAGGUUCUGUUUUUCAGCAGACUGAGAACUUGGGACGAGUGAACUCCAUGGUGUCCUAUUUUACCUGCAAAUCUGUCCCGCUUGCCAUACUGAGAAGGCAGAAGGACACCACCAUGCUUUCAGAUAUACCAUUGUCUGAAGCCCAGAAGAAGUUGUUUAAGCACAAUGCUGUUUACAUAGUAGUUGGGGGGCUCACUGGACUUGGCUUUGAAACAGUGAAAUUCAUAGCUGGGAAUGGAGGAGGGUGUAUUGUGAUACUCUCCAGAAAAAUUCCAAGUAAUGAGAAGCAAGAAGAGAUGAAGGCUUUGCAGCAGCAGUAUGAAGGGAGCAAAAUAGUGUUUGUGCAGUGUGAUGUUGUUUCAGGCAGUGAUGUUGAGAAAGCUUUCCAGUCCAUUGCAAAACUUUUUCCAGGAACUCCAAUCAAAGGUGUAUUUCAAAGUGCUGUUGUUUUACACGAUGGCCGUCUUGAAGUUCUCAACUUGGCUGACUUUCAGAAAGUGCUGAACCCAAAAGUAGCAGGGACGUUAAAUCUUCAUUUGGCUACCAGAGGCCAGGAGCUUGACUACUUCGUGUGCUACUCCUCUGUUGCUUCCUUUCUGGGAAAUUCGAGCCAGGCAAACUAUGCAGCUGCAAACUCUUUCUUGGAUGUCUUCUGCCUCUACAGGAGGAACUGUGGGCUUUCAGGCCAGUCAAUUAACUGGGGUGCUUUGAACCUCGGCUUACUGCACAAUCGAAAACAUAUUCAGAACAUUCUGGGAUCCAAGGGCAUAGAUAUUUUGCAAGUGCCUGAAGUUAGUGAAUAUCUCAGGAAGACCGUACUAAUAAAUAACCCACAGCAAGCUGUCAUCAAAUUUAACUUCCAAGUUAUGUUGCAUAAUGUUUUAGCUCGGAUUAUUUCACUCAAAAGUCGCUUCAAAUCACUUAUAUCAGAAGAAUUUGGGAGCAGGCUUGAAACCUCUGAGGAAACUGGAGCCCAGGUUACUACCUUAAUCAAAUCUGAAGACUAUGUCACCUCACUGGUGAGUGACCUCACUGGCUUGAGCCCGGAUGAACUGACCAUGAAUACGCCACUUGCAUCAUUGGGCAUAGACUCUAUGUUAGCUAUGACAAUUCAGAACCGUGUCUUUCAAGAGAGACAGGUGGACAUCCCUCUUCUGAAACUGCUUGAUCCUCACACAACUCUGUCAAGUUUAGUAGUAGUUUUGAAAGAAACAAGCAAUGCAAAUGGAAUAGUUGAGAAAAAAAAUGCUGUGCUUGAAAGUGUAGAAAAUGGGACCUGGCUAUAG